Messenger RNA from Acaulospora morrowiae, 1128 nucleotides. NCBI's taxonomy places the organism in Eukaryota, Fungi, Glomeromycota, Glomeromycetes, Diversisporales, Acaulosporaceae. The record is from the annotation of a GenBank genome assembly.
CCGUUGAAAAAAACACCAUUGCACGAUCUUAUUGUCCAAAAAGGAGGCAAAAUGGUUCCUUUCGCUGGAUGGUCCAUGCCAGUGCAUUUUAUGACUUCUGGGAUUCUAACAGAGCAUUUGCAUACAAGGGAAAAUGCAUCAUUAUUCGAUGUGUCCCAUAUGCAGCAAUUGAAGAUCCUAGGAAGAGAUCGUAUAAAAUUUUUUGAAAGGCUAGUGGUGGCAGAUCUAGAAGAGAUGCUAUUUGGCACUUCAACAUUAUCCUUGCUUACUAACGAGCAUGGCGGCAUUAUCGAUGAUACAAUUAUAAGCAAACAUGCCGACCAUCUUCAUGUUGUGAUCAAUGCAGCGUGUGCAGAUAAGGAUUUGGCUCACAUACGUAGAGAAUUGGAUAAAGUUCAAAGACAGGGUUGGUUAGUUCACAUGGAAGUUAUUGACGAUUAUGCUUUAUUGGCUUUGCAAGGUCCGAAAGCUGCGGAAAUUAUUAAAAGAUUAAGCGAUAGAGACAUAACAGACUUCAAAUUUAUGACGGCUAGAUUUAUGAAUGUUAAGAAGAUUGAACUUCACAUUACACGAUCUGGAUACACUGGAGAAGACGGGUUUGAGAUUGCAGUAUCUUAUUUAGCUGCCAAUCGAUUUGCAAAACUUCUGUUGGGUUAUCCAAGUGUACAGUUAGCUGGCCUCGGAGCUCGUGAUAGUUUACGCUUAGAAGCCGGAUUAUGUUUAUAUGGUCAUGAUCUAGAUGAAUCAAUAACUCCAGUAGAAGCGGGAUUAUCUUGGACAAUAGGUAAACGUCGGAGAAAAGAAGGCGGAUUUUUAGGGGCUGACCAUAUCCUAGGACAACUAAACGACAAAUCGUUGGUAUUGCGUCGCCGUAUCGGGCUUAUCGUGGAAGGUGCACCUGCUAGAGAAAAUGCUGAAAUAUACGAUACUGAUGGAGAAUUAAUUGGGAAAGUAACAAGUGGAGGUCCAUCUCCAUCCUUGCGAAAAAAUAUUGCAAUGGGCUAUGUGAAAACUGGAUAUAACAAGACCGGAACACCUUUAAAGGUGAAGGUUCGCGAUCGUAUGCAAGAUGCAAAAGUUGAAAAAAUGCCUUUUGUACCUGCAAGAUACUAUAAAUUGAAUGGAUAA